Messenger RNA from Stegostoma tigrinum, 4862 nucleotides. It is a transcript of the gene sik3, whose product is annotated as SIK family kinase 3. The transcript has 25 exons. NCBI's taxonomy places the organism in Eukaryota, Metazoa, Chordata, Chondrichthyes, Orectolobiformes, Stegostomatidae. The record is from RefSeq and is a predicted model, not a curated record. Bases 54 to 4118 code for a protein of 1354 amino acids. Gene Ontology annotation, biological process: protein phosphorylation; intracellular signal transduction; microtubule cytoskeleton organization. Gene Ontology annotation, cellular component: cytoplasm. Gene Ontology annotation, molecular function: tau-protein kinase activity; ATP binding; protein serine/threonine kinase activity.
GCCGUGCGCGCGGGCGCGGGCGCGCUCCUGCUGCUGCUGGUGUUUUCGACAAGAUGGCGUCCAGCGGUGCAGUGAGGACCGGGAACCUUCCUCAGCCGCCGCCGCCGCACAAAACCGGGUCGGCCAGGAUUUGCUACUACGAGAUCGAGAGGACCAUCGGCAAGGGCAACUUCGCGGUGGUCAAGUUGGCGACUCACAUCGUCACCAAGGCCAAAGUUGCAAUAAAGAUAGUGGACAAAACACAGCUAGAGGAGGAAAACCUGAAAAAGAUCUUCAGAGAAGUUCAAAUCAUGAAAAUGCUCCGGCACCCCCAUAUUAUUAGGUUGUACCAGGUUAUGGAGACAGAAAGAAUGAUUUAUUUGGUGACGGAGUAUGCAAGUGGUGGGGAGAUAUUUGACCAUCUCGUAGCCCAUGGACGAAUGGCAGAGAAAGAAGCCCGAAAGAAAUUCAAACAGAUUGUUGCAGCGGUCCAUUUUUGCCACUGUCGAAACAUUGUACAUCGAGACCUGAAAGCUGAAAACUUGCUUCUAGACGCUAACCUUAAUAUAAAGAUAGCAGACUUUGGAUUCAGUAACAUCUUUACUCCAGGACAGUUACUUAAAACGUGGUGUGGGAGUCCACCAUAUGCAGCUCCCGAGCUGUUUGAAGGAAAAGAAUAUGAUGGCCCCAAAGUAGAUAUUUGGAGUUUAGGGGUGGUCCUGUAUGUGCUGGUGUGUGGGGCCUUACCAUUUGAUGGCAGCACACUGCAGAACCUCCGGGCCAGGGUACUGAGCGGGAAAUUCCGCAUUCCAUUCUUUAUGUCAACAGAAUGUGAGCACUUGAUUCGACAUAUGCUUGUGCUAGAUCCAAGCAAACGCUUAUCUGUGGAACAGAUCUGCAAACAUAAAUGGAUGAAGAUAGGAGAUCCUGACCCAGAAUUUGAUAGGUUAAUAUCAGAAUCUAAACAAAUCAAAGUGGAAAUCAAGACAGAACCGCUGAAUGAGCAGGUACUCAUGUACAUGACAGAGUUGGGUUUGGAAAGAGAACGCACACUACAGUCAUUGAAGACAGAUGGCUAUGAUCAUUUUGGUGCAAUUUAUAGCCUGCUAUGUGACAAGCUAAAACGACACAAGACAUUGCGGAUCUCUGCACCUCCUAGUGUACCUCGCACUAUGCCCUUCCAGUCGCCUGCAAAUGUCCAGGCUGAGCAAACAGGUAACACACUGAGUCUAAAUGUGCCACAAGUGCAGCUCAUCAACCCAGAGAACCAAAUAGUGCAGACUGAUGGCAAUAUGAAUCUAGAUAGUGAUGAAGGUGAAGAACCAUCACCAGAGGCACUGGCACGAUACCUAUCCAUGAGAAGACAUACUGUUGGCGUUGCAGAUCCCAGAACUGAAGUUACAGAAGAUCUGCAGAAAUGCCACCUACCUGGUUUCCCACGUGUCAUGCCUCAGGCUCCUUUCCUUCAGGUUGUUCCAAAUGUUAAUCUCAUGCAGAAUAUGCUACCUACACAGAACCUGCAGCCAGCCACACAGUUGGAGUACAAGGAACAAUCUUUGCUUCAGCCUCCAACUCUACAGUUGUUAAAUGGUAUGGGACCACUCGGUCGCCGUGCUUCUGAUGGUGGAGCCAAUAUUCAGUUACAUGCUCAACAGUUACUAAAGCGUCCAAGAGGUCCUUCACCUUUAGUCACCAUGAAUCCACACGCUGUGCCAGCCGUGACACCAGUAGAUGAGGAGAGCUCAGAUGGAGAGCCAGACCAGGAAGCUGUACAGAGGUAUCUGGCUAACAGGUCUAAACGCCAUACCCUUGCAAUGACCAACCCUACAGCUGAGGUCCCCCUAGAUUUGCAGAGGCAGCUGGGACAGCAACAGGCAAUCCGUUCACGGGCCUGGGUUCCUCACCCUGAGCAGCACAGCCGCGUUUGCUAUAAAGACCCCAAUACCCUGCACCUCCCGACAGAGAGAUUCUCACCAGUUCGCCGUUUCUCAGAUGGUGCUGCUAGUAUCCAAGCAUUCAAAGCCCAUUUGGAGAAAAUGGAGAAAAGCACAACCACCAAUAGUAGCAUAAAACAACUACAGCAGGAAUGUGAACAUUUGCAAAAGAUGUAUGGAAAUGCUGUGGAUGAAAAAAUAUUUGAGAAGACUCAGCAACAACACAUACUUUACCAACAAGAGCAACAAAUUCUACACCAACAAAUUCAGGAAUGUAUUCGACCAGCUCAGCCUUCACCUCCAUUGUCGACUGCUUCACUGGUACAGCAUGUGGAAAACCAACCAGCAUUCAUCACACACCAGCUGCAAAGGUUACAAAUUCAGCAUGAACAGUCAAGCCCUCCUCCUAACCAUCCCAACAAUCAUCCCUUCAGCAAAUCUAAUAACAGCCCUUCUCCUGGCACUACGGCCAUCAUGCAAUCCAGCAGUUGUGUUUCUUCUCCAUCUCAGUUUCAAGGCUUGACAUCCCAACAUGCUUUGUUCCAACAGCCAAGCAAUAGCCCCCCACCCCCAAACAUUAAUCUGCCUCGAAUGAAUUUACAACCUGGGUUGGCACAGCAAUCUCAAACGCAGCAGGUUACAAUCCAAGUCCAAGAGCCAACAGACAUGCUCAGCAAUAACUUGCUGCAAAGUGCUGGGCAAACAUUGCACACCACGUACCCCCGUGGAAUCAUCAGUCCAGGAAAUCAUCUUCCUCUACAACAGAGAGGGUUGCACAUACCAUCUCUUGGGCUUGGACAGCACAGGGCCUUAGCAAAACAAUUGAGUGCUGACAGUGCAGAGACAAGCAGUCGACCUAUCAGUCGAUUCUCUCCUUUGAGCUACGAUCAGCCGCACUUGCGCCCUCAUCUUUUCCAGGAGCAGUUUCGGUGUGGGACUAACAACUUCAAUCCAGCAGCAGCAUUUUCUCAAGCCAUGAAAAUUGCGCAGAUGGACCCGCUUUUAAACUAUAACAAUAUGGCUGGUAAAGCCCUCCUGCAGCAUGAGCAUCAGCAGCAGGAUCUCACAGCUUCAUCACUACAUCAGGCAUUGCUUUCUCCAACGCCAUCUGACUACACAAGACACCAACAAGUUUCACAGCAGUAUGGCCAUAUGAUCCAGGGUUUACUAUCACCCAGACACUCAUUGACAGGGCAACAGGACCUGCGCUUACCUCCUAUUGAGGCACAAUUUGUAAAACAUCACCAGCGGCAGCAGGAAUAUGACUUGCUGAGGCACAUGAACCAAGGGGUGGCAGAUGCUGGAAACAUGACUGCCAACCUAUGUGGGCAGCAACAGACUUUAUCAGAUCACCAAGCGUUAAAUAUGCCUUAUCAAAGUACGGAAACAUAUCAUCAGCACCAUCGUUUAUUACAGGUCAGAGGCCAAGAGCAUAUUGCACAGCCUCCUUCAUCAUCCCAAGGACACAGUUUUGUACACCAUCCCCCGUUGAUGCACUCGGAGAGUAUGGAAGAGGACUGUGCAAACGAAGGGAAUAGGGAGGUGUAUCAGGACAAUGCAGACUGCACUGACACAUCCACCAAAGCCUGCCAAGAGAAUCCAGUGCUACUUAAUGCUAUUAGAUGUAGGGAUGCAGAGACACUACUAGUAAAUAUGAAUCAUGUGCAUGAGAUGACACAGCCUUACAGUCAUCAGCCAGUCCCUGGCUUUGCCAGAAGCAAAGUGCCAAGUAGAGAAACUAUGUCUGGGGAUCGGAUGGAUGGCAGAAGACCUCCCAUGCAGCCCAUGGAGGUAAAUGAUCACAAUGGAGUUGGUUACACAACGAGACAGUCAACUAGAACCCUCCAGCGGCAUCAUACCAUUCAGACAAGUGAUGAUGCUUAUGAUCAGGCAGAACCUUCAGGGAUGAGUUUAUUAGCUGGAAAGGUGCUUAGCUCUGCCCGAAUGUCAGAUGUUGUCCUUAGCCAAUCAUCACUUACGGGGAGCCAACAGCUACAGACAAGAGGGAAUGAAGAAUGUGCUGAAAGUUCACAGAGUUCUGCUGAUCCAAACACAGGAGAGGGUUCACAACAUUCAAACAGUUCCUGCUGCUCCACCAAAUGCAUCACUGAGAUCCUGAAAGAACUGAAUCCACCAUUUGACAACAAACUUCUCACCUACAAACAUCCUGACCUGGCCUUUGGAAUGGAGCAAGCUGGAGUGUAGUGGAUACAGAGGUGAUCAACAGUGCUGCUGUUCUAAGGGGAAUAUGAGUGUGUUCAGCUUUGAGGUCAAAGGUCCAUUUUGCCGACAGUAUCUAGCAGCAUCACACCAAAACUUCAUUGUAUUUCUUUCCAGCACAAUAUCGUGACUUGUUUGCUGUCAGUUGAGGGGUUGCACUACUUGCCACACCUGUCAGUACCAGUCAUGAGAAGAAGAGAAGACUGAAGUUUUCAAAAUUGCAAAAAGAGAAAAAGUAAACAGCCAUGACCACCUCCCACCCACACCCUCCCCAAGUCAUCUUCAUGUGUGAAGCCCUUUCCCCCUGGCCUUAUCUUACAGAAACAGAAGCCCUCCAAACCCUGUGAUGUCACUUUAUCCAGGGAGAGUAACUGAGCAGUGCAGCAUGUGCCCUGAGGUGUAAUUUACUCUGUGAGCAAUAAGACUGCUUGCUGUCCCUCUGGUACUCCUCCAUUUUUGAUUUUUGCCUAACAGUGGUGCAAUAUGCUUUGUUUUCCUAAAUUUCUUUUCCAGUGUUUGUCACUGUGCUUUCUUUCUCAUGUUAAUUUCUGCGUCAUAUACCAAAAAAAAGUAUAUGGCCAUUUUUUAAAAACGAAGUUAGAUUUUAUGGAUUUUAUUUCCCAUUCACAUAGAUCUUGUUAUGUUACCUUAAGAUAUCAAUUAAAUUAACCGUGUUAAAAAAUAAACUGUCAAAAUGGAUGAUUUUGUUAUAUUUGAAUUGUAACUUGC